AGCAAUUCCAAUUCCUGAUACCCUUGUCUCUAUUUCCUGUCAUCUCAUCCGUUGUUUCAUUGUCCAUUUCUGAGUUGGAAGCCCGUUGAGUUGGUCUUGUUGCUUGCUUGCUUUUGACAAAGGAGAGCUGAGCUGUUCCAACUAGCAUAACUUGUUAGAGCGUUGUCUUUUCUUUUCUUAUCUUGUCUUUGUAUUCUUUUACUCGUACUGUCUGCUGUUUCUGUUUCCUAUUAACGACCGUUACGACCCAUUAUGUCCCCCGUACAUGCUACAACCCCGGUUACCAUCUCCAUUCGUCGGUCUACUGAUACCCCCGCUGUCUACGUGGCUGGCUCCUUCUCAGACCCCAAAUGGGAGCCUUUCGAGCUUACCCCUAAACUGCUAGAGUCGGAGGAUGUCGACGGGAAGGGUAGACCUACUGAAUAUCUCUUUUCCCGCAAUUUUGACCUGCCAGGAGGUCAGUAUCAAUAUAAAUUCCGCGAGGGCCUUGAUGGCCAGUGGUUCUGCGAUAAUACGGCCAAGAAAGCCGCUGAUGAGUCUGGCAUCACAAAUAACCUCCUCGUUGUCGAGCCUGUUUCUUCAACGGCCCCUGCUUCCGAAAAGAAUGAUGAGAAGGAGGUAAAGGCACCAGAAGAAAAACCCGCGGAGGAGAUCCCGGCUGCUCCCACAAAAGUCGAGGAAGCCCAGGCUCCUACAAAGGAUGACAAGCCUGAUUCCAAAGAGCAACAUAACGAUGCUACUGCCGAGCCUGUCACUCCAGAGACAAAUCCCCCAGCAGUAGAAGAACCUCAGUCCAAGGAGAGCACUGAAAAGCCAGUUGAAGAGCAGAAGCACGAGGAACGGGUCUCUCAACAACCUCUAACAGAGCCUAGCUUGGAGAAUUCGGCUUCAGCCGAUUCAAAGACCUCUACUGUGGAGGAGAAGACCUUGACGGAAACACCAGUCGCCGAGGAAAUGCUCAAAGAGCAGGCUGCUACCAACGAUGCUGCUGAGACCUCCGUUCUAGUUGUCGAAGAUUCUAAGGAAUCCACUGCAAAGGAAGCUGUUGCGGAAACACCGGCUGUGGAGAAAUCUACCGAAGAGCUACCAGCGGUAGAAGAAGUCGUGACUGAGAAACCUUCCUUCAAAGAAUCCAUCUCGGAGACGCCGGCCGUCAAGGAAUCCGUCGUUGAGAAGCCCUCAGAAGAGCAAGCUGCUCAACCGGCUCCCGAAGUUCCCAGUGUUGAAAGUACCCCCGCCGAGGGACUCUCCAAAGAAGCCCCUCCUGUGGAUAUUGUCACUGAGGAGCCAAGCUUGAAAGAGUCCAUCACAGAGACUCCUGCUACGGAAGGGCCGGCUUUUAACGAGACGUUGACUAAAGCUGUUUUGGAAGAGCUCUCGACAGGGGAAUCGAAGACCGAGGUUCUUGAAACGGCCCCCGAAGAGAAGAAAGAAGUCGAGAAACCGGACAGUGAGCAAAAGCCUAUUGCAGGUGUCUCGACCGCUGACAACUUUGUACAUGAAGUUGUUGCGGAACCGGCAAAGGAGCCUGCUGAGAAACUCACUGUGGAACCCGUCAAAGAGGCUACUGAUGAACCGGUAGAAAAGGCUGCUGAGGAAGUAUCCGAAAAGCAAGAGGAGAAACCCGUCAAGCCUUCGAUCGAGAAGUCUGCCGAGCAGCCUGCUGAAGAGCCGGUUGAGAAGGUAACUGAGAAGCCUGUCGAGAAACUGGUAGAGGAGCCUGCUGAGCACCCCACUGAAGAGCAAGCUGAGAAGUCUACCGAGAAGACUGCUCAGGCACCGGUUGAGAAGUCAGAAGACAAGCCAGCUGAGAAAUCAGUCGAGACACCUGUUGAGGAACCUGUACAGAAGUCUGCCGAGCAGCCUGCUGAAGCACCGGUUGAGAAGGAAACUGAGAAACCUGUCGAAGAGCCUGUCAGCGAGCCUGUGGAGAAACCGGUCGAAAAGCCAGCGGAGAAGACGGUCGCGGAGCCGGUAAAGGAGGCCGCUGAGGGACUAGCCGAGAAGCCGGAGGAGAAACCCGUCGAGGAACAAACUCUAGAAAAGGCUAUAGCAGAAGAAUCAACUGCUGAAAAGUCUGCAUUCGAAACUCCGGCUGAUGAAACUCCUGCAAAGGAAUCUUUCACCGACAAUCCUGCUUCUGAUGUGCCGAUUGUGGACGAGUACCCCAAGGAAGGCACUGAAGAUGAGCAGGUCUCCAAGGCAGCUACUGAAGAGCCUAAGGAGGAAGAGGUGUCAGAAAAACCCAGUAGAGAGGAACUUGACUUCAAGGUUGCAGACGCAGAAUCCUCCAUUGAAGACAAACCAGCGAAGGAAAGUCCUGCCUCGGAGAAAGUAGCUGUUGAAGAGCCUACGAAGGAGGAGUUCUCGAAAGAACCCCCCUUCGAAACCCCGGCGACUCAAGAACCCUCAGUGACUUCGGUCGUGGAUGAGUCCAUUGUGGAAUCUUCCACGGAAAAGGCCGCUCAAGAAACUUCACAAAUGCCGGUCGACGGAUCCGCAAGGGAGGCAUCUUCUGAAAAGGCGUCCGCAGGAGACCAUACGAAUGAAGUUUCUGAGAAACAUGCCUCCGAGGCUCUAUCCGCUGAGCCAUCUCUGAACGGGACAACUACAGAAAAUCCCUCUGCGGAGCCCGUGAAAGAGGAACCUGCGUCAGAGAAAGCUACAGACGACGAAAUGUCUAAUGAGGCACCCGCUAAAGGCCCUGCUGCAGAGAAACCUGUUGUCAAUUAUUCGGAUGCUAAGGAGCCCACAAAGGAAGUUGCUGCAGAAGAAGCUGCUGCUAAAUCCAUUAAAGAGGAGUCUGUUGCGGAGGCAGCCAUAACUGAAAUGUCUGCUGAAGAUUCUAUGACCAAUACCGAGCCCACGAAAGAAGAGCUCUUGAAGGAGGAACCUGCAAAGGAAGAACCUGUGGAGGCAGAACUCCCCAAGGAAGAACCGGCUAAGGAAGAACCUCCUAAAGAGGAACCUGCAAAGGAAGAACCUGUGGAGGCAGAACCUGUGGAGGCAGAGCCGGUGAAGGAAGAGCCGGCGAAGGAGGAGCCUCCUAAAGAGGAACCUGCAAAGGAAGAACCUGUGGAGGCAGAACUCCCCAAGGAAGAACCGGCUAAGGAAGAGCCAGCGAAGGAAGAACCUCCUAAAGAGGAACCUGUGGAGGCAGAACCUGUGGAGGCAGAGCCGGUGAAGGAAGAACCUCCUAAAGAGGAACCUGCAAAGGAAGAUCCUGUAGAAGCAGAACUCCCCAAGGAAGAACCGGCUAAGGAAGAGCCGGCGAAGGAGGAGCCUCCUAAAGAGGAACCUGCUAAGGAAGAACCUGUGGAGGCAGAACUCCCCAAGGAAGAACCGGCUAAGGAAGAGCCGGCGAAGGAGGAGCCUCCUAAAGAGGAACCUGCUAAGGAAGAACCUGUGGAGGCAGAACUCCCCAAGGAAGAACUGGCUAAGGAAGAGCCAGCGAAGGAAGAACCUGCAAAGGAAGAGCUGGCGAAGGAGGAGCCUGUAGAAGCAGAACUCCCCAAGGAAGAGCCGGCGAAGGAAGAACCUGCUGUGGAGAUUUCUGUUACAGAGAAGUUGACGCCCGCUGCAGAGCAGUCUAACGCAGAACUCGUCACAGAAAAGUCGGCUACUGAAGAACCGGUCAUCGAGGAGCAUGCUCUGGAGGAACCAGCAAAGGAAUCUGCCGUUGAAGAACAGACCGAAGAAUUUGCUACGAAGGAAGCAGCGGUGAAAGAAGCCGCCGAAGAGACUACAGUGAAGGCCGCUGUAACGGAGCCUGUUACUGAAGAGCCAGUUGCCAAAGAAUCUGUCGUUGAAGAGUCUGCCGUCGAGGAGCCAGAACUAGUGAAGGCUCCGGAGACACCGAACGAGAAGGCCUCUGAUGAGACGCGUGUUGUAGAGAACACUACAGUAGAAGCUGCUGCUGAAGAGACAACUGAAAGCUCCAUCCCCGAGACACCUUCGGCUACUACCGAAGGAACUACCGUGGAAAAACCAACGACCGAGUCAUCAGUAGAAGAGAAGCCAGCACCAAGCGCAAAGCAGCCUGCCGAAUCUUCUGAAGAGCCCUCCACGAAAGCAGCCGUUGCAGAAACUUCACCAGCGCAACCAGAUUCCGAGGCGCCAGCUGUUGAAAAGGAGGCGAUUGAAGAGGCUCCUGUGAAACCUGAAUCUCAAGAACCGACUGAAGGAAAACCUAAUACUAUCGAAUCUGCAGUUGAACAACCCGCCCCUACUACUCCAGCCGCCAAAGAAUCUACGACAAAUGGCCCAGUUACCGAAGAGCCAGUUACGAAACCGGCUGUGGAAGAAGUCACCAAUCCUGACGCAGCUAAGGAGGAACCAGUCAGCAAGGCCCCCAUUGCGGAAGAAUCCCAGAAAAUCGAUGUGAGCAAGGAAGAGCAACAGGAUGAAUCAGUCCUGGAAACUUCCGAUGUCAAGAAACUUGUUCCAUCAGAGCUAACUGUUGAGAAAUCAACUACUGAACCUCCUGAAGCUACAAAGUCAGCCGCUGAAGAACCUGUCGAGAAGGAUGCAGCAGAACCAGCCCCUGAAUCUAUUGCCAGGGAGCCUGUUGCUGAAGAGCACGUCGCGGAAAUUCAGGAGCUCGCAGAAAAUCCUGCUCUGAAGGCAGCUGUUCCAGUGGAGCCGGUUGUCGAAUCUGCUGCUGAAGAACCCGCAUCGGCCACCAAAGAAUCAGUUUCUGAGGAACCUGCUGCCAAGGAAUCAACUGCUGUGGAGGAGCCAACUCCCAAGGAGCCUGUAGUUGAACAGGCCACUAAGGAACAGGCGGCUGAAGAACAAGCAGUUGUGGAAACCUCUCAAGAGCCGGUCAUUGAAGAGCCCAUUAUGAAGAAGGAUGUCGCUGAGGAACCAACAGCUACAGAGACCGACGCAAAAGAGGCUGUUGUUGAGGAGCCUGUUGCAAAGGAGCCAACAGCUGCGGAGGAACCGGCUGUUCAGGAAGCCGUCUCUGAAAAACAAGUUCCUGAAGAGCCGGUUGCGAAGGAAAUAGCUGCUGAGGAAUCGGUCUCCAAGGAACCUGUGGCUGAAGAGACAGUCACCGAGGUUAAGGAAUCGGUAGCUGCAGACGAGACUUCAGAAUCUAAAGUAGUUGAUUCUUCGCUGCCAACGCCGCCACUGGAUGAUAGCCAUGAGGUUAAAGCAGAACCUGAUGUCGAAAAGUCACCUGCAGGUGAUGAUGCGACUGAGGCUAAAGAAAUCAACGCCAAGGAAACGUCAAUAACCGCGAAUGCUGAUCCUCUGACGCCGGCAGAGCCCACGCAUAAUGCGGUCGUUGAGAAUGGAACAACUCCUGCAGAUGUCGCUGAAGAGGCACAUGCUACGCUGGAUGCUGAUAAAGAGUCACCCGUCGCCGAAUUGGCCGCUGAAGCAGAAAGCAGUGUUCCCUCUGAAGUAUCCAAAGAUGCUCCAAACAAGAGCGAACAGGAAACUGCAAAGAGCGAUGCUUUGUCCAGAGUUGCUGCCGCAGGUGCACUUGCAGCUGCGGUCGGUGCAGCGACCGCGGUUGCUCUCGAAUCAAAACCGGAAGAAACACUUGCCGAGGACAAUGAAGCUCUCCUUAAGAAACUCGGUACUCCAUCCACGGAGCAGUUGCCGGCGGAGAGCAGCGAACAACCUGCGGCCGAGACUGCAGACUUCCCGGAGGCUGCAAAGCGAAUUGAACCAGUUGAGACUGCAGACGCCGAAGCUUCAGCACGGGAAGAAACCAUCGCCCCUGCUACAACGGCGGAGACGCAGACCUCUUCUGGACUGAACGCGGAGACAACAGCCACAACCACCAACGAGGAAGAGCACGCUCGUCCUUCAAGUCGGGGAAGCCAGAACCGUUCAGUAUCUGCUGUAUCCGUAUCUAAGCACGAAAGCUGGUUCAGGGCGAUUUUGCGUACCAUAUUUGUCACCUUCCUGGGAAGCCUCUUUGCACCGUUCCGCCGCCGUGCCAAGACAUCAGAGUAAGAAGAUCUACUACUACCCAGAAGUGAGAAGAAACAACAACGCCAAAGAUUACUACACUACACACUCGUAACGAAAAGCUGCGCUAACCCCAGUUGCUGCAGCUUGUGUGCUUUGAACGCAUAUAACGUUGCUAGACUGAAAAGAAUACUCCGUUGAUCUAUCCAGUUCUACUUAAUUUUCCUGUACUUGAUAUCCGUGUAUUAUCGUUUCGAUGCGGGAUUAUCCCCUUCUCAUAUCCUCUACUACUACUCCUCUCCUGAGAUUCCGUGUUAUCUCUGCUUUUCCUUUGUCUUGUUUCCUUUGUCAGUUUACGAUGUCCAUAGCAAUGAGAAAUCUCCCUUUCCAUACUCGCUUCUUGGAUUGCCGGUAUAUACCAGCGGUACUAUAGGAUUUAUAGCAAUGA
Monascus purpureus is the source of this 6373-nucleotide messenger RNA. Lineage: Eukaryota; Fungi; Ascomycota; Eurotiomycetes; Eurotiales; Aspergillaceae. The record is from the annotation of a GenBank genome assembly.